Anguilla anguilla (European eel) is the source of this 1597-nucleotide messenger RNA. Its product is annotated as olfactory receptor 52E4-like. Lineage: Eukaryota; Metazoa; Chordata; Actinopteri; Anguilliformes; Anguillidae. Bases 310 to 1296 code for a protein of 328 amino acids. The transcript is spliced from 2 exons. Gene Ontology annotation, cellular component: membrane. The record is from RefSeq and is a predicted model, not a curated record. Gene Ontology annotation, molecular function: olfactory receptor activity; G protein-coupled receptor activity. Gene Ontology annotation, biological process: G protein-coupled receptor signaling pathway.
UACUUGUUCACGAAAUUAGGCAAUAUGGAAUCACAGUCUGGUAACUAAUCUUGUUUUCUCUACAAAAAAAAAAUGAUUCUGUAUUGACAGAGUUACUGGAGUUAAUGAGUUCCCCAGGUUGAUCACCAUGGCGCAUGUACCGAAAACCCCAGAGCAAGAUGUAUAAAAGGAGAAUCAAUGUCCCCCUACUGUAAAUAUGAAACCAGGCUGAACAAAUUGGAGGACACCUUUUUGCUCAUUAUCGGCUCAGGUGAUUGUGGGCAAGAAAAACUAAAGUAAAGCAACAAAGAGAAGAAAUCAGACCCUGAAAUGAGCUCCCUGAAUUCCACCCUCUCUCUAAAUACAACUUUUGUGCGUCCCCCAUUUUUUUUCAUCACUGGUUUUCAUAACAUGCCCCAUGCCAAAUACUACUAUAUUUUCCUGUGCUCUGUUUUUGUGGUCUCUCUGUUGGGAAACUCCUUUGUCAUGUUUAUUAUAUACACAGAGCGCAGUUUUCACACCCAAAAGUAUUUGGCCAUUUUUAAUUUGGUCGUAGCUGACUUAGGCGAAAGCACUGCUCUCAUUCCAAAUGUAAUUGCAUUGUUUCUUUUUGAUUCACAAUACAUCUCCUUUGACGCUUGCUUGGCCAACAUGUUUUUUGUGUUUUUAUUUGCCAGUUUACAGUCUCUCACUCUUACCGUUCUAGCCUAUGAUAGAUUGGUGGCAAUAUGCUCGCCACUGAGAUACCAUGCCAUCAUCACAAUGCAAGCAAUGGCUGUGAUGUUAACAGUGGUGUGGGCAUAUGAUUCAGUUUUAAUUAUUUUAAUGGUGGCUUUGAUUACCAGAUUGUCUUUUUGUAAAUCCAUUGUGGUAAAAAGCUACUUUUGUCGACAUGAGUCCAUAUAUAGUUUGGCAUGCAAUGACAAUUUUAUCAAUCAUGUAAUAUCAAGAUUUAAUGUGACAUUAUUUGUUUAUAUACCCUUUCUUUUGAUUGUACUGUCUUAUUUUUUUAUUGCUGGUGCACUGUCUAAAAUAGCUUCAUGGGAAGGGCGAUUUAAAGCCAUUAAGACUUGUUCUGCACACCUAAUGCUGGUGUCUUUACAUUACCUUCCAGUAAUAGGCACGCACAUUACGUUACUAACUUCAACCCUUAAAUCUGAUGCGAGUAUAAUGAUUUUGUCAAUUGUAAAGGCCGUUACCCCCAUGAUGAACCCAAUCAUUUACGUGCUGAACACAGAAGAGGUAAGGGUAUUCUCUAAAAAACUUCUAAAUAAAAAAAACAAAAACAAAACUGCAACAGAAAUAAAAAAAAACUAAAAAAUGGAACAAAUUCAUAUUACAAGACUUUUGCUUUUAACUGUAUCACAAACUGCAGUCUGUGAAACCAGAGGUGGAGGCAGCAGUUACAAUUCCUUAGCCUCUAUGGAAAUGGUUGCAAAUGUUAAGAAAUUCUCAAAAUAUAAUUUUCAAAACCAAGAAUUGUCAGUUUUUAGUCUGCUAAGGGACAUUAGGCAGGAUUACUUUAUGGGAGGAACACAAAUGGAAUGUGCUCAAUUUUAAAAAGACCUGGGAGCAAUGUUUGAUCAAAGCCUUUCAAGUUUUAGGCACAGCGUGCUGU